Emys orbicularis (European pond turtle) is the source of this 3864-nucleotide messenger RNA. It is a transcript of the gene CARMIL1, whose product is annotated as capping protein regulator and myosin 1 linker 1. Gene Ontology annotation, cellular component: plasma membrane; lamellipodium. The transcript has 33 exons. Gene Ontology annotation, molecular function: protein binding. The record is from RefSeq and is a predicted model, not a curated record. Bases 16 to 3864 code for a protein of 1282 amino acids. NCBI's taxonomy places the organism in Eukaryota, Metazoa, Chordata, Testudines, Emydidae. Gene Ontology annotation, biological process: cell migration; regulation of Arp2/3 complex-mediated actin nucleation.
AAAUGCAGCAUUUCCAUGAAGAUGGCUUCAUCAGAAGAUGUGAAUGAAGUGAUGGCACACAUUGGAACGUGCCUCAGGAAAAUAUUCCCUGGUCUGUCUCCAGUGAGAAUCAUGAAAAAAGUAACUAUGGAGCCCUCAGAAAGACUGGCUAAUCUCCAGGCGCUGUGGGAUAGCCAGACUGUAACAGAACUGGGACCUUGUGGGGGAUUUUCACAAAUGUAUGCAUGUGUUUGUGACUGGCUUGGAUUUCCAUAUAGGGAAGAGGUACAGUGGGAUGUGGAUACAAUCUAUCUGACCCAAGAUACCAGGGAGUUGAAUUUGCAAGACUUCAGCCAUCUUGACCACAGAGACUUAAUACCUAUAGUUGCUGCCCUGGAAUACAAUCAGUGGUUUACAAAGCUGUCCUCUAAGGAUCUGAAAUUAUCCACUGAUGUCUGUGAGCAGAUCCUGAGAGUGGUGAGUAGAUCCAAUCGAUUGGAAGAAUUGGUAUUAGAGAAUGCCGGGCUUAGAACAGAUUUUGCACAGAAACUGGCCAAUGCCCUAGCCCAUAAUCCCAACUCAGGACUUCAUACAAUUAACCUUGCUAGCAACCCUCUUGAGGACAGAGGUGUGUCCUCUCUAAGUAUCCAGUUUGCCAAACUCCCGAAGGGACUGAAACAUUUAAAUUUAUCUAAAACCUCAUUGUCACCUAAAGGGGUGAAUAGCCUUUCCCAGUCACUGAGUGCCAACCAGCUGAUUGCUAACACUCUCACCUACCUUGACCUCUCAGGGAAUGCUCUCCGGGGUGAUGAUCUCGCCAGCCUGUAUAAUUUUUUGGCCCAGCCAAAUGCCAUUGUUCAUCUGGAUUUAUCCAACACGGAGUGCGCACUAGACAUGGUGUGUGGAGCUCUCCUCCGCGGAUGCCUUCAGCACCUAGCUGUCCUCAGCCUGUCCAGGACAGUUUUUUCUCACAGGAAAGGAAAAGAAGUUCCCCCGUCUUUCAAACAGUUUUUCAGCAGUUCACUUGCUUUGAUGCAAAUCAGUUUUUCGGGGACUAAACUCUCUCCUGAGCCUCUAAAAGCACUCUUAUUAGGCCUGGCUUGUAAUCCGAACCUGAAAGAGGUGUCUUUAGAUCUCAGUAGCUGUGAGUUGAGAUCUGGAGGUGCACAAGUUCUGGAAGGGUGCAUAGCAGAAAUACACAAUAUCACCAGCCUAGACAUUUCAGACAAUGGCCUAGAAUCUGAUCUCUCGACACUUGUAAUCUGGCUUAGUAAAAAUCGAUCAAUAAGACACUUGGCGUUGGGCAAAAAUUUUAACAACAUGAAAUCCAAAAAUCUUACUCCUGUACUGGAUAAUUUAGUACAGAUGAUUCAAGAUGAGGAUUCACCUUUGCAGUCACUAUCCCUGGCAGAUUCCAAGCUGAAGACUGAGCUUACCAUAAUUAUCAAUGCAUUGGGCAGCAAUACUUCUCUUACAAAAGUGGAUAUUAGUGGAAACGGAAUGGGAGACAUGGGGGCAAAGAUGCUAGCAAAAGCCCUACAGAUAAACACCAAGCUCAGAACUGUAAUAUGCGAUAAGAAUAAUAUCACCGCACAGGGCUUCCAGGACAUAGCAGUGGCAUUGGAAAAGAAUUAUACUUUAAGGUUCAUGCCAAUACCUAUGAAUGAUGCUUCUCAAGCACUUAAAACAAACCCUGAAAAAACAGAAGAGGCGCUGCAAAAGAUAGAAAACUACUUGCUUCGUAAUCAUGAGACCAGAAAAUACCUACAGGAGCAGGCAUACAGGUUGCAGCAGGGCAUCGUCACCAGCACCACACAACAGAUGAUUGACAGAAUAUGUGUUAAAGUGCAAGAUCAUCUCAACUCCUUAAGAAAUUGUGGUGUGGAUGCAGUACAGGAAGACCUGAAAUCUGCAGAAAGGCUUAUGCGGGAUGCUAAGAACUCCAAAACACUAUUACCAAAUCUGUACCAUCUCGGUGGAGCUUCUUGGGCGGGAGUGAAUGGCUCAUUAUCCAAUCCGAUACAGGAGACACUGGAAUCCAUGGCUGGGGAAGUCACGAGGGUUGUGGAUGAACAACUUAAGGCGCUGCUUGAGUCUAUGGUGGACGCAGCUGAGAAUCUUUGCCCGAAUGUGAUAAAGAAGACCCACAUUCGGCAAGACCUGAUUGAGGCCAGCACCGAGAAGAUUUCCAUUCCACGUACCUUUGUUAAAAAUGUGCUCUUGGAGCAGUCUGGAAUUGAUAUCCUCAAUAAAAUUAGUGAAGUGAAGCUGACUGUGGCCUCUUUCCUAUCUGACCGAAUUGUGGAUGAAAUCCUGGAUGCACUUUCACAUUGUCAUCAUAAACUGGCUGACCAUUUGACCAGACGUGGUAAGCCACUUCCAAAUCAGGAGUCACUGGAGAUUGAAUUAGCUGAAGAGAAACCAACUAAGCGCUCCACCAUCACAGUAGAGGAUUUGACUGAGAUAGAACGUUUGGAGGAUCUAGACACUUGUAUGAUGACUCCUAAGUCUAAAAGGAAAAGCAUCCACAGUAGAAUGCUCCGGCCUGUAUCUAGGGCUUUUGAAAUGGAAUUUGACCUGGAUAAAGCACUGGAAGAAGUACCUAUCCAUAUAGAAGACCCACCAUUCCUUUCCAGCAGACCGGAUAAACGAACUUCUGGAUUCAUCUCAGAGCUGCCAUCCGAGGAAGGGAGAAAACUGGAGCACUUUACAAAAUUAAGGCCUAAAAGGAAUAAAAAACAACAGCCCAGCCAAGCAUCAGUGUGUGGGGCAACACCUCAGGAAGGAGAACAGAAUGGCCUCAUGGGUAGAGUGGAUGAAGGUGUUGAUGAAUUUUUCACCAAGAAAGUGACAAAAAUGGAUUCAAAGAGAUCGUCAAUGAAACGUUCAGACACCAAUGAGUCCAGUGAAGUGGGUGAUGAAAGGAAAAAAAGAGAUUCUCGGAAAAGUGGGUUUCUCAACUUAAUCAAAUCUCGAUCCAAAUCUGAACGUCCUCAGACUGUAUUGGUGGCAGAAGAGCCCUCGUCACCCAAGGGUGCUGUCAAAAGUCCAGCUGUGGACACUACUAAGAAGGAGCUAAAAUCAGCUGAACAGAACGGCAGCACAGAGCGAGCCGAGGAACUAAAAACACCAGACUCUCUAGAGGAGAUACAACCAGAGGAUGCUGCAAGAGCGGAGAGGGGUGACAACAAGGGCAGCCCACAGGGAGGGCGUAGGUAUGGGGUGCAAGUGAUGGGCAGUGGACUCCUAGCAGAAAUGAAAGCCAAGCAGGAAAGGAGAGCAGCUUCUUCACAGAAGAGACUCGGGAACGAAGUGGCUCCCAGGGAUUCUCACGAUACCACAGUGAGCUCUGAACGGCUGGAUGGCAGUGGUACAGUGCCUAAACUCCACCAGACCCUCCCAGAGAAUCGUUUUGCCUUGAGUAAAGGUGACUCUGUCAUGGCGUCCUUGGAAAAAAAUCCAAAAACUGAACCAAAGGCUGAAGCUGGUGCAAGGGCUAGAUGUUCUUCCAAUACGCCCACGAGUCCAAAACCCCCAGUGCAGUCAAAGCCCAGCCCGACGGGACGUCCCACAGUUCCACAGAAGCCACGCUCUGCCUCUCGCAACGAGGACAUCCCAGAGUCUCCAUCAGGCCCUGGUUCCCCUAAAGUUGCUCUGCUUCCACCUGUGCUAAAGAAAGUUCCUUCUGAGAAAGAAAAAGAUGGUCAAAGCAGCCCCCAGCCCGCUAUCAGAUCAUUUUCUCAAGACGCUCCAAAAAGAAGCCCCGGACACCAGACCCAUGAAUACCAAGAACUAAAACAGAGGUCCUUAAGUAAAGAUGGCCAGCAGGGAAGCAAGUCCAGUGACUCUGGAGAAGAAGCAGAUAAAGAAUUUAUUUUUGUUUAG